Messenger RNA from Naegleria lovaniensis, 3141 nucleotides. RefSeq lists its product as uncharacterized. NCBI's taxonomy places the organism in Eukaryota, Heterolobosea, Eutetramitea, Acrasida, Naegleriidae. The coding region runs from base 1 to 3141 and encodes 1046 amino acids. The record is from RefSeq and is a predicted model, not a curated record. Gene Ontology annotation, molecular function: glycosyltransferase activity. The transcript has a single exon.
AUGCCUCUCUCUCAUCGGUACCACUCCAUCAUCACACACCACUACGAUCCACUCUCAACUCGAGAAUCUGAUGAUCUUGACAACGAUGAAAAUGAUGCCAUUUCACAUUCAUCAUCAUCAUUAUCAACAUUAUCAACAACCACACAUUUACAUCCUCCAAUGAAUUCAUUAUUGAAUCGAUUGAAUUCGAUCCACAAUAGUUGUUCGACUGUUGACGACCAUCAUGACACCAACAACAACAACAACCAUCAUUCCACGAACGUCAUCAACCAUGAACUUUUAGAUGUGAAAUUAUCUUCCAGAAAGAAUGUUCACAUCUCGGAAAGGAAUCAAGAUCAUUCAUUCAUUGAUGUUGAGCCAACUACUUCUUCGACUUCGACUUUUCCCAUGUUCCAACCUUACAACAACAACAACCACUCAUAUUCUAGUCAUAGAAAGACAUUUUCCAAUCUUCGUCGUUGUACUAGACAACAACAAUUAACAUCAUUAUUCACAAGUGCUUGUUCUUGUUUUCAAAAAGUAUUUAAUUUUCAAAAUCCAACCACACCUGUCAUUCUCGUGUCAAGUCUUUUCAUACUCAUUGCCUUCCUAUUCAUAGGUUUAGGACUCGUUGUUUUAUUGAGUGUGAGUGGAUGGAUGGAUUUGAGUGGACAAGCACAUCAAUGGCAACCUCCAGAAUAUUUACUUGAAUGGAAAAAUCAAUCUUUUCAUCAUACUCGUGAACAUCGAAUGAAAUAUAUUCAUGUGGUCAAGGAAUGGCCACAGGAAGCUCUCGCUUUUAAAGAAUGGUUAAGGCAACAUUGGAAGCUUGUUUUGGAAACUCCCCAAUAUGGAAAAUUGAAUGAAUCUCAAUUGGAUUUGAUCGUGUUUCGAAUGGAUGAUUCAAGUUUUUGGAGACCUGUGGAAUUGAAUUCUGAAAUGAUUUCAAAAGCUCUUGAACAAGUUCAAAUGAAUUUACCAAGUCCCAUGACUUUUCGAAUUCAUGUCGUUGAUGCUUCGACUUCAGAAAUUCAUAUUGGACAAACUCUAACGCGAUUAUUGGAAUCGUAUGAAAAUUCAUGGUUGAUGGUCAUUACUCAUGAUGAUAUUCCAUUGUUUAUUCCUUCGAUUUUAUAUCCAUUGAAUCAUCUCAUUUCACAUCAAGUGUUAAAUUUAAUCAUGUAUCAUCGAUAUCAAGUCGAGUCCAUGUCUCAAACGACUAUUCCUAAAACAUUUCAGGAACGAUUUGAAAUGAGUACAAAUUUUUGGUUUGAACUCAUUGAAAAUGAUAUAUAUGAAUUGGACAGAGUUUUCACACAUACGGUACGAUUGGAACAAUAUUCUGAACAAGUUCGUAGUUUGAUUUCUCCUUCAUUGAAUGCGCAGUCGUAUCGACAAAUUAUGGAAUUAUUGGGUCAUGACAUGUUAAAUGCUGAAGGAAAAUGCACGGUAAUGGCUUUGACAUUACCAAAAAAGGUAAAUGAGGAAAAACAUGCUUCCAUGAGCGAGGAUUAUGCAAAAUUCUUACAACGACAUAAGGGAAUAUUUUCAUCAUUGGUACCUCUUUUUAUUACCAAUGAUCGAAACAUGUAUUUUCGAGGAGAUUUAAUUUUUAAAAAAGUUAUUUAUUUGGAAAAUUCAGAAUUUAUGGACCUCAUUGCAAAAUAUUAUUGUUAUCAAUAUUAUAGAACUCCAAAACAUGAGAGAGAAGAUCAACAUUCCAUGGUCAAUAUCGACGUCGAUAAAGGAAUAACCACGAUUGAAAUCGAUGGAGUGAAACACAUGCAUGAACUCUACACGUAUCGACACUCGAAGAAAUCCACAAAAAUCAUUCAUUUAGCCAUUCAGAUUGGAAACCGAGGUCAUUCACGACAUUUAGAAUCCUAUGCUAUGCAAUUAGCUCGCUAUCUCUCAGAAAUUUCCACUUCUUUCCAAGUCACAGUCAUGUAUUGCAGUAGAAAAAAAGAUUCUAAAACUUUUCGAUAUUUACAAACAUUUUCACAUCAAGUACAUCGAGUCGAACAGAUUCAUUCGAAACAAGAAUAUGAAAGAAUUCUCAAAGAAGAAUCCAUUUCCAUGGUUCAUGCAUUUGAUUCUCUAUAUGGAAUUAAGAGUUGUCAUGACAUGAAGAUUCCAUUCAUUCAAACUCUGGAAUCUCCUUAUCGAUGGCUUGUUUCCAAUCAGAAGAAGAAGAAAUCUAAAGACUUUUUACAGAAAAUGGACACACUCACUUCCAUGCAUGUGGCCAUGUCCACCGAUGUUGCUCAAUUCUCAGAUUUGGAGUUGGGAAUGGAUGUUUCAAAAAUGUUGGUGUUGCGUCGGGGACUCGAUCCUCAGUCUCUCGAAAAUUGUCAACGAUUUUUACAUUAUUUACCCACACAGAAACGACAUGUUUGGAAUCAAUAUGUGGAACCCUUAACGAAACGAAUGGUCACGGAACAAGAUGUGGUACUGACUCAAUUAGAUACGAAUAUAACACCUGAAUCUGGACAUCAUUUAUCGAUUGUGGCUUUGUAUGAAUUGAAAAAGAGAUUUCACGAUCAAUUUAUCAUGGAUAUUCAUCCAGUCUUGUUAUUGGUUGGAGAAUUUAAAGAUUUCAAAUGGCGUUCACAUUUAAAACAAUUAGUGACAGAAUAUGGUCUUUCGAAUGAGGUCUUUUUCUUAGAGGAUCGAGCGAAUAUUCAAAAAUUGUAUUGUCACCUAUUCUUGAUGAGCGAUGUCAUGUUGCAUCCAGCCCUAUUCGAAGGAUGGUCCUCUCUGGUUGCUGAAAGUGUGUACAUGAAGAUGGAUUUAGUAUCGACGGUCGCGGGAGGUUCCUUAGAAAUUGUUUCACAAUUUAAGGAUUUAACCACCAUUGAAAAAUUUGUCGAUCCACCCUCCACCAUUUUUGAGAUAUCGGCUGAUAACAGCGUACAACUCAAUCUUGAAAAAGUGUAUCCAGAAUUUUGUAAACAUUAUGCAGAGACAAUUCAUGAAGUGAUCUCGACACGGAGGGCUCUUGGUCCAAUGACAUCGUUUGAUGAUCGCAGAGGUGAAGACAUGUUUGUGGCUCAUUCGCAUCGAGGAUAUAAGAGAUUGUAUGAAAUGAUUGACAUGUUUGGAAUUUCAGAAACAAACAUUCCAUGGUUGAUUAGGCAUGCCUUUCGAAGAGGAUAUCAAUAA